AUGAAGGCCCUCACCAAGUCCACCUCGACCUCUGCCCUGCCGCGCAAUGUCUCUCCCGGACCUGUGCGUUCCAUGCUGGGCCGCCCCGAGUCCGGCGUGCUCAACACGAUUCCCGACCCACGCACGCCCAGUCCGAACAACAGACCAGGCUCGAGUGCAGAACGCCCGGAGACGCCGCGCCACCCGGAUCUCAACGACGAGGUUGCCACGCUCAGCACGAAGCUGAUUAACGCCAUCAACCACCAAACGAACCUGGACGACAACUUGCAACAGGCUCGCGCCGAACUGGACAUGGCACGCCGGCGGAUUGGGCAAUUGGAAACCGAUGCACAAGAACACGCGCGCGUCAUGCAGCGUAUGGUGAAGAAGGAGGACUACGACAACCUAGAGAUGACUUUGCGGAAGCAGCUAUUGGAAGAGAAGAAGGCUCGGUUUGCCGCUGAUCAAGAAAAGAAGAGGAUUGAGAACGAACUCGAGGCCCUCACUACUGCUCUCUUCCAAGAGGCCAACACGAUGGUUGCUGCAGCAAGGAAAGAAACGGAAGCGUCCGAGCGAAGAGUCGAGCAGUAUAAAACUCAGCUAAAAGACGCCGAGCUUCUACUUGCCUCACAUCAGGAACAGCUUCGGGACCUUAAAGAAGUCAUGGCGGCCAUGACCGCUGAGAAUGACGACAAAGAGACGACCGCCACGACGAAUACGCACAACUCGACGGCGCCGUCAACGCCAGCUGCCGUUCCUGCAGACCGAUCAAGCCGUGCCUCCGAUAGAGCAAGCCUUACUCCGAAUACGCCACAUGAUGAAGAUGUUGAGCCUGCUCACCCAUUGCACUUCACUCACUUGAUUAGCCCGGUUUUGCGCACCGACGUGGAAGCAUACAGCGAAUUCCAGGAGCUGUUAAGGACUGCCAAAACACACACUUCUCUGCCGACUUCUCGCACCACGAGCGGAAACUACGGAGGCUUGAACGUCAUGGGUCUCGGAUCGAUCGCCAACAUUUCGACUGCCAGUCUUAGCCUGCAGCCCACGAACAGCUCUGAAACCUCUCUGCCGAAAUCGGUCAAUUCUGUGAACAAGGAAACUGGUGCCGUCCUCCCUGCCCUGAAGGAGAUCAAAUUCUACAAGCGAGCCCUAACGGAGGACAUUGAACCCACUCUUCGCUUGGACAACGCCCCUGGUCUUUCUUGGCUGGCCCGCCGAACUGUUCUCAACAGCAUGACCGCUGGAUCGUUGACCAUUGAACCACAGCCUCCAUACGCCAGAUACCGCGGGCCUGUUUUUGCUUGCAGCCUUUGCGGCGAAAACCGAGUGUCAAAAGUCAUGAACAAGGAUGGAACCGACCCCUAUGCGCGAAAGCACCGGUUUAGAACCUCUGACGAAAAGGACGCACAACGGUACCCGCUGUGCGACUUCUGCCUCGGUCGAGUUCGGAGCUGCUGCGACUAUAUCAGUUUCUUGCGUCUGUGUCGGGACGGACAUUGGCGCGCCGAGAACGGAGAUGAGGAGAAAAGCGCGUGGGAAGAAAGUGUCCGGCUUCGCGAGCGCAUGUUCUGGGCUCGUGUUGGCGGCGGAGUUGUCCCCGCUUACAUCCAUCUGAAUCAUAGCCCCAGAGGUGCCAUGGCGGAGAAACGACGUAGUGGGGCAGCCGACCCGAGGAAAAGUGUUGAAAGCGAGUUAAAACUCAAUCACGACGACAAGGGCGCGGCCGAUCAGCUCCCGGACACGGAGAACAAUACGACUCAGGAAUUACAGGGUGAAGCGCAAGAGCCUCUGGAUUCCUCGGAGCAGGAGAGCAGCAUCGACACUGGGAGGCCGAUCGUAACGACUACAGACAGCGAUGCUCAUCUGGAGCAGAAGCAAGAUUCUGCUGUUGCCCUCGAUUCGGAUGAUGAGCGAAGGAUUGAGAAGGAAGCUGCGAAGCAAUUACAAAGCGGAAUGCGGAAGUCACUCGAGGCGCACGAGGGCGAGACCGAAGCUGACAAGGACGCUGAUGACAAGCGAGCGGAACCCGAGACGCAGCCGGCCGAGACGCCGGAGAUCGAGUCGGAGAAAACGGCAAGACCAGAAGCUAAGGCCGACGACGACGACGAGAAGAAAUCGGUUGCCACCCAGGAAUCCGAUAAUCGGGCUUCGCUGAUGCCAGGCAGCUUUGAGUGA
Lasiodiplodia theobromae is the source of this 2154-nucleotide messenger RNA. RefSeq names its product GDPGTP exchange factor Sec2p. The record is from RefSeq and is a predicted model, not a curated record. Lineage: Eukaryota; Fungi; Ascomycota; Dothideomycetes; Botryosphaeriales; Botryosphaeriaceae. The coding region runs from base 1 to 2154 and encodes 717 amino acids. Gene Ontology annotation, molecular function: guanyl-nucleotide exchange factor activity. Gene Ontology annotation, cellular component: cell tip; Golgi to plasma membrane transport vesicle. The transcript is spliced from 2 exons. Gene Ontology annotation, biological process: exocytosis.